Ostreobium quekettii is the source of this 1285-nucleotide messenger RNA. The record is from the annotation of a GenBank genome assembly. NCBI's taxonomy places the organism in Eukaryota, Viridiplantae, Chlorophyta, Ulvophyceae, Bryopsidales, Ostreobiaceae.
GUACACCCUGUCCGUGCCCGCUGGCUCGGCAGAGGCCCUGUCGCGGCAGGUCGUCAAAGCAGAUUCAGCUACUAUUUUGGUUCCAGAGCUUGAAUUUGAGAUCCCAUCGCACACGCAGAAGGGAGUACUGUCCACAGUGGAAGGAAUGCUCAGGCGAGCCCUGGAAAACCUUCAGGCCCUGCAGGAAGUCCGCAGGCGUGUGGAUCCUAUCAAUGCAGACAAGAUCGAUGGCUUCUGCUCAAGACUAGAGAAGUGCAGCUUGGGAGAGGAAGGUUUCACCCUGAUCCUGGACGACCCUGCUGGCAACAGCUUCAUCGAGUUUACUGGCGACUCCCUGGAGACUGACCCCCAGCUGACAGCAGCGAAAUAUGAGCGAACAAAAGAGCAACAGGAGGAAAUAGGCUUACUUACCCCAGACGAUGAACCUGGCCGUGAGCGUCCCACCAGCCCGCCCAGUGAUCCCCAUCAUGGGCCUCAUGCCAGAGGCACAGCACAAUCCCCUGCGACCAUUGCACGCUUGGAGGGAAGCUAUGAGGAUUCAUUUUUGAAUGCUUAUGCGGCUGCUCCAGAGGAAGUCUUGAUUCUGCCGGGCCAGUGCCUUGCAUGUGGCGUUGCUGGCGAAACAAGGAUGUUUCCCAUCACCAUACCUUAUUUCAAGGAGGUCAUAGUAAUGUCCAAUGCCUGUGACUCCUGUGGCUACAAGAACUCUGAGCUGCGCCCAGGAGGUGGCCUGACCGAGUGUGGCAGGAAACUUGUGCUGAAGGUCGAGGAGGUUGGGGAUUUGAAUCGCGAUGUAAUCAAGUCACACAGUGGCGACAUUGAGAUUCCAGAAUUGGAAUUUGCAAUGGGUGCUGGUGGACUCCAGAGUAUCAUCACCACAGUGGAGGGCUUGGUCAUGUCAGUCAUCGAGGAGAUGAAGAAAUUGUGCGUCUUCCAACUAGGCGACAGUGCUGACGAGGUGGUUCGCGCCAAGUUCACCCACUUCCUUGAGGAGCUCGAGAGCUGCGCCAAACUGGAGCGCAAGUGGACGCUUGUGAUCCGUGACCCCCUGGCCAACUCCUUCAUCGCCCCCCUGUGCGAAGACCCAUCCCAGGACGACAGGCUGACCGUGGAGGAGGUGGAGCAGACUGAGGAGGAGAGGAACUACUACGGGAUCAAUCACCUGAAGGAGCAGGAGAGGCUCGACGCCCUCCGUGCGCAGGGGAGCGCAUCCGGUGCUGCACAGGAUGCCACUUCCUGCCCUCCUGAAUCGGGGAGUGGGGCUGCUGCUCAAGAGCAGUCGUGA